UAAUUUUUGACAAAUGGAGGUUAUAUUUAUAAAAAAUUAAUUACAAGCAUAAUUUUUUAAACUUUGUAGAUGUUUGUGUUAUUUAUUGAUGCAAAUUAGUGUUUUUGUAAUCCCAUUUAGUUAUAUUAGUAGUCUCAGAAGACAUUGGUUUAGGAGGAAUGUUAUUGCUAACGAGUUUAGGAAGGUAAAAUGGCAGUUGAGGAGACCACAAAAGAACGUCAAGAAUUUGAAUUAGAAGCUCUUUUAGCAAUAUAUGGUGAGGAUAUUGUAGAUGUAAGAGAAAAACAAGCGUGGAAUUUGUGGCAGCCUCUGAACAUUAUCAUAGCUCUUUCUCCACUAAAAGGCAGUUCUACUCCAAAAGAAGCCUACGUGUCAGUAAACUUACAUGUUAUCUGUUCUGAAGACUAUCCCAAUGAAGCCCCACAACUAUUAUUGGAAAAUGCUAAGGGAAUGUCAAAGACUGUAUUGCAUGAGCUUCAGAAAAAUUUAGAAGAAAAGGCUAGUAAUUAUAUUGGAGAAGUGAUGAUUUUUCAACUUGCAAACUAUGUACAGGCAUUUUUACAUGAACACAACAAACCAGGUUCAGAAAGCUUUUAUGAUGAAAUGCUCAAAAGGCAACAAGAAAAGGAAAAAGAAAAACAGCUGGCGAAACAGAAAGAAAGAGAAAAAGAGAGGGAAGGAAUUUUGAAUGAAUUUAAUAAAAAACAAGAAAUUUUGAAAUUAGAACAUAAAAAGAAGAAAGAGCGGUACAGUUCAGACAGCAGCAACACAGAAGAUGUUUCUGAUAUAAGAAGAACCAGUGAAAUAGAUUCAUUUUCUUGUGACUGUAAAGGGACUGAAACAAUUGAGUUUUCAAAUAAUGGCUUUCAAGAAAUUCAACGAGGAAAAUGUAUAAACCAUUCAUUGAAUAAAAAUAGUAUUUUGUACAAAGGCUUAGACUUGGCAACUGGCGAGUUUUAUGUAAUUUCUGAAUGGUGUGUUCCAUUGAAAAAUGAUUACGUUCAAAUUUCAAGACAAAUAAAUAGUAUUGAGCAAGAAUGCAAUUAUCUAUUUAAAUUAAAACAUGUUAAUAUUGUAAAAUAUUUAAACAUAAAACACGUUACAAAGGAAGAACAAAACAAGGUAAUUGUCUAUGUCCUGAGAGAAUUUGCAUUUGGACUAAAUUGUUCUUCAUUGUUUCUAAGUCAAAAUUUACCAGUUGAUUUAGACAUGAUAAGACAUAUUGCAACGAAUGUAUUGAAUGCCAUUGAGUUUUUGCAUCGCAACAGCGUUGUUCACAAAGAAAUUUCACUGUCUAAUAUGUAUUUUUGCAAUGACGGAAUCAUUAAGUUAGGAAAUCACAGUUUAAGUAAAAGGCUUUCUGAUUUGGUAAAAACGUCUCAAACGCCGUCUUCUCUGAAUAAGAAAAGUGACAUUUUUAUGUUUGGACUCGCCAUAUUAAGUCUUUUCAGGGGAGAAGCCGUUUCUGAAGAGAAAAUCGCUUAUCCAACUUCAGUUUCGUUAGAUUUUCGCGAUUUUCUGUCAAGAUGCUUAGCCAAAGAGGAAAAAGAACGUUCUACUGCCACUCAGUUGCUAAAUCAUAUUUUCAUUCGAGCGCCCUUGGAAAAAUUCUUUCCGAAACAUGACCAUAACGAUGUUACAUCCCAGAGUGCUGCCCCAUCUGAGCCUUUUUCGUCUGAAUUUAAAUUAUUCAAUAACGCCAUUUCAAGCGGUCCUUCGCGGGUCGAAACCGAAUUCGAGGUGCUCAUGUACAUAGGAAAGGGUGCCUUUGGAGACGUUAUAAAGGUAAGAAAUAAAUUGGAUGGUGGCUACUAUGCAAUAAAACGAAUAGAAUUAAAUCCAAGAAGUAAACAGCUGAACAAGAAAAUUACAAGAGAAAGGAGCAUAGGCAGUGAUAGCAAUGUUAAGUUCCUUGCAACUUUCCACGUACCGAGCCCCACUAGGGGCAUCUGGACGUCGCCCGGCGCCGACAGUUUGACAAGAAGAACCAGUGAAAUAGAUUCAUUUUCUUGUGACUGUAAAGGGACUGAAACAAUUGAGUUUUCAAAUAAUGGCUUUCAAGAAAUUCAACGAGGAAAAUGUAUAAACCAUUCAUUGAAUAAAAAUAGUAUUUUGUACAAAGGCUUAGACUUGGCAACUGGCGAGUUUUAUGUAAUUUCUGAAUGGUGUGUUCCAUUGAAAAAUGAUUACGUUCAAAUUUCAAGACAAAUAAAUAGUAUUGAGCAAGAAUGCAAUUAUCUAUUUAAAUUAAAACAUGUUAAUAUUGUAAAAUAUUUAAACAUAAAACACGUUACAAAGGAAGAACAAAACAAGGUAAUUGUCUAUGUCCUGAGAGAAUUUGCAUUUGGACUAAAUUGUUCUUCAUUGUUUCUAAGUCAAAAUUUACCAGUUGAUUUAGACAUGAUAAGACAUAUUGCAACGAAUGUAUUGAAUGCCAUUGAGUUUUUGCAUCGCAACAGCGUUGUUCACAAAGAAAUCUCACUGUCUAAUAUGUAUUUUUGCAAUGACGGAAUCAUUAAGUUAGGAAAUCACAGUUUAAGUAAAAGGCUUUCUGAUUUGGUAAAAACGUCUCAAACGCCGUCUUCUCUGAAUAAGAAAAGUGACAUUUUUAUGUUUGGACUCGCCAUAUUAAGUCUUUUCAGGGGACAAGCCGUUUCUGAAGAGAAAAUCGCUUAUCCAACUUCAGUUUCGUUAGAUUUUCGCGAUUUUCUGUCAAGAUGCUUAGCCAAAGAGGAAAAAGAACGUUCUACUGCCACUCAGUUGCUAAAUCAUAUUUUCAUUCGAGCGCCCUUGGAAAAAUUCUUUCCGAAACAUGACCAUAACGAUGUUACAUCCCAGAGUGCUGCCCCAUCUGAGCCUUUUUCGUCUGAAUUUAAAUUAUUCAAUAACGCCAUUUCAAGCGGUCCUUCGCGGGUCGAAACCGAAUUCGAGGUGCUCAUGUACAUAGGAAAGGGUGCCUUUGGAGACGUUAUAAAGGUAAGAAAUAAAUUGGAUGGUGGCUACUAUGCAAUAAAACGAAUAGAAUUAAAUCCAAGAAGUAAACAGCUGAACAAGAAAAUUACAAGAGAAGUAAAAUUAUUGUCAAAAUUAAAUCAUGAAAAUGUUGUGAGAUAUUACAAUGCCUGGAUUGAAUCUGCUAUCCUUCAAGAAGAAACUGAUAGAAGCAACACCAGUUCAGAUGGUACCAUUUUCAAUAUUCCUAGAGUGGUAAAACCCAAAGAAUUAACGUUUAAAAACGAUGUCGAAAUGCUUGCACCUCCAAUUAAAAACGUCGAAUGGUCUAUCAGUUAUGAUGGUAAAUCACAUGCAAAUGCUGUAAAUUCCAGUAGUUCCUCUGACGAGGACUCCAGUGAGGAAGCUGAUUGGGGCUUCAGAUUAGAAAUAGAAUCAGAUUCAGAAAGUGUUAAGUUUGAAGAUAACAGUUCUGCAGAUAAAAGUAUGAAAACUAAAAACAACGUCAGUCAGUCAAAUGCAAAUAUCACGACAGAAACUUUUCAGAAUUCCCGUGAAAUUCAGUUUUUGUAUAUUCAGAUGGAAUUCUGUGAAAAAAGCACUUUAAGAACUGCCAUCGAUGCCGACCUUUACACGGACAUGAAUCGCGUUUGGAGAUUGUUUAGAGAAAUCGUUGAAGGUCUGGCUCAUAUUCAUCAACAGGGUAUGAUACAUCGGGAUUUGAAACCUGUGAACAUUUUUCUGGACUCUAAUGAUCACGUAAAAAUUGGUGAUUUUGGUCUGGCAACUACGAAUUUGUUUUGUAGACAAGACAUUGUCGGCAGUAAAAGCUUGAAUGAUAACGAUAAGUCAUUGCCGUCAAUGGAAGACGGUUCUCUGACUGGACAAGUUGGAACUGCUUUGUACACAGCUCCAGAACUGAAUACUAUAACAAAAACGGUCUAUGAUCAAAGAGUCGACAUUUACAGUUUAGGUAUUAUAUUUUUUGAAAUGUGCUACAAACCCUUAAAAACGCAAAUGGAACGUAUGAAAGUUCUUUCCAGCCUCCGUACUGCCGAAAUAAUACUGCCAGGUGAUUUCGAAAGCAAGUCACAUAAGAAGCAAGAAUCUGUUAUAAAGUGGCUUUUAAAUCAUGACGUUUCUCAGAGACCAACUUCCCAAGAACUUCUCCAAUCUGAGCUGAUACCUGCUCCCGUUCUGGAAGAGGAGAAACUUAGGGAUAUGUUUAGACAUACUUUAAACAAUCCACAGUUGAAAUCUUACAAAUUUUUGAUUGCCUCGUGCUUCGAUCAAACUGUUACACCUGCUCAAGACCUUACUUAUGACAUGGACCUUCCUGCCGUGAGUUCUAUAAAAUCGUUGCAGGUGUGCGAGUUAGUAAAAGAGACUGUUGUAAAGAUAUUUAAAUUGCAUGGAGGACAGAAUAUAACUACACCAUUACUAAUUCCGAAGAGUAAAUAUUAUGAGACUUCUGAAUCUUGUGUUAAAUUAAUGACUCACGCUGGUAGCAUUGUAUCUUUACCCCACGAUUUAAGAGUCCCAUUCGCACGAUAUGUUGCAUGGAACGAAAUUACACUUUUAAGAAGGUAUUCAGUAGAUAGGGUUUAUAGGGAGAAAAAGGUUUUUGGGUUUCAUCCGCGGGAACUGUACGAGUGUGCUUUUGAUAUUGUCAAUCCACUUUAUGAUAAUUUGGCGUCGGAUGGUGAAGUGUUACACUUAGUUUGUGAAAUUUUGGAAGAACUUCCAGGUCUCAGAAAUAAAAACUUUAUUAUAAGAAUCAACCACACACUUCUUCUAAAAGCCAUAUUAUUGCACUGUGGAAUUAAGGAAGGCCACGAGAACAUUUAUAAAGUUUUAUCAGAAGCUAAGGAAAGCAAGUCAAAAAAUAUACAGAUAAGAACACAUUUGAUGAGCCUCGGUCUCUCAGACAAUUCCAUUGCAACUCUCUUUAAUUUGAUUGAAUUGGAACAACCCCUAUCAAAAAUAAAUAGUAUUUUGCAGUCAAUAACAAGGAAAAGGUCUAAUGAGGCUGCUCAGCUAGCGAAGCAAGCUCUGCAGGACCUGAAGAUUAUCAUAAACAACGCAGAAUCACUGGGAGUAUCGUACAAUAUUAUUGUGACUCCUGGCCUUGUGUACAACAUUUCCCAAUAUUCAGGUAUGAUGUGCCAAUUCCUGGGAGAGUUUAAGAAGCGUAAGAGGCACGUGUAUGAGGUUAUAGCUGCUGAACAUAAAAAGAAGAAAGAGCGGUACAGUUCAGACAGCAGCAACACAGAAGAUGUUUCUGAUAUGGAUAUGUUUAGACAUACUUUAAACAAUCCACAGUUGAAAUCUUACAAAUUUUUGAUUGCCUCGUGCUUCGAUCAAACUGUUACACCUGCUCAAGACCUUACUUAUGACAUGGACCUUCCUGCCGUGAGUUCUAUAAAAUCGUUGCAGGUGUGCGAGUUAGUAAAAGAGACUGUUGUAAAGAUAUUUAAAUUGCAUGGAGGACAGAAUAUAACUACACCAUUACUAAUUCCGAAGAGUAAAUAUUAUGAGACUUCGGAAUCUUGUGUUAAAUUAAUGACUCACGCUGGUAGCAUUGUAUCUUUACCCCACGAUUUAAGAGUCCCAUUCGCACGAUAUGUUGCAUGGAACGAAAUUACACUUUUAAGAAGGUAUUCUGUAGAUAGGGUUUAUAGGGAGAAAAAGGUUUUUGGGUUUCAUCCGCGGGAACUGUACGAGUGUGCUUUUGAUAUUGUCAAUCCACUUUAUGAUAAUUUGGCGUCGGAUGGUGAAGUGUUACACUUAGUUUGUGAAAUUUUGGAAGAACUUCCAGGUCUCAGAAAUAAAAACUUUAUUAUAAGAAUCAACCACACACUUCUUCUAAAAGCCAUAUUAUUGCACUGUGGAAUUAAGGAAGGCCACGAGAACAUUUAUAAAGUUUUAUCAGAAGCUAAGGAAAGCAAGUCAAAAAAUAUACAGAUAAGAACACAUUUGAUGAGCCUCGGUCUCUCAGACAAUUCCAUUGCAACCCUCUUUAAUUUGAUUGAAUUGGAACAACCCCUAUCAAAAAUAAAUAGUAUUUUGCAGUCAAUAACAAGGAAAAGGUCUAAUGAGGCUGCUCAGCUAGCGAAGCAAGCUCUGCAGGACCUGAAGAUUAUCAUAAACAACGCAGAAUCACUGGGAGUAUCGUACAAUAUUAUUGUGACUCCUGGCCUUGUGUACAACAUUUCCCAAUAUUCAGGUAUGAUGUGCCAAUUCCUGGGAGAGUUUAAGAAGCGUAAGAGGCACGUGUAUGAGGUUAUAGCUGCUGGUGGGCGUUAUGAUAAUAUGAUUAGGAGUUAUCGUAACAUUAAGGAACAGGCCAACACCUUGAAUAAGGAGAUUGAACAGCACGCAGUUGGUAUAUCGAUUUCACUGGACAAACUGGUGCAGGCCGUUCAAGAAGAAAACUACGACGAAAUGACGCUUCUAGAUGCUAUCGUGUGUUCUCUUGGCCCGAAAAACUUUGUUAACGAAAAAGCCCAAAUUGUGAAGGAUCUAUGGUCUGCAGGAAUCCGUGCUAGUAUAAUUGAUGCCCUUAAUAUCGAAGAAAUUCAAGAAAUUUGCGUCGAUCUCAAUGUAUCGAACUUGAUAAUACUAAAAGAAGAAGGUAUGGCAAGGCUACAAAAUUGGGAAAAAGGAAAAUUUCAAGAGAAAUUGGUUGCCUUUUCAGAAACAGUAGAUACUUUUUUGAGAAGUAUCCGAAACGUGGGAGAGAACUCGUUUGAACAGCAAUCUACAGCAAUUUCAAGAUCUGAAAGCAAAGUUUCUAACUGUGAUCAUCUUCACGACACAUCUGUUUCAAUUGAUUUUGUAACGAACGAAAAAUUAUCAUCUAACACUCGGAAACGAUACGAAAAUCAGAUUCGAUCUCAACUGGACGCAACUUUUAAACGUUUUAACGGUGAUGUAAUUGUAUUGGCAACCAGUUUAGAAACAGCCGUAAUAAAAUCUUUUUCAUAUUUGGAAUUGGACUGCGAAUCUACUUACCAAAAGACUGUUAAUUUAAUAAUUGAAAGACACCAACGUCACAGGACUUACAUAAUGGAAGUAUGCGAUGAAAUAUACGAAUAUAAAAACAAGAAUUUCAACGCAAUAAUCAUUGUAUAUAGUAUUUGCAACCAAGUGUUUAAGAUAAUUUUUUAAUAAGCAUUUAGAAUAGGCAGUGUUAACCGUAAGUAGUUAUUAGAUUAAAUGAAAUGUAUUUUUCUACGAACUGUAAUUAUCUGCAUGCACAAAAAUCGAGAAUAAAACAAAAUUGGAUUCCAAAAAGGAAUUUCAAUGAGGGUAGUAAGUACGGUCGUUACAAAAUCGUACGCUCUACCAAUAUUUUUAUCGUU
Messenger RNA from Agrilus planipennis (emerald ash borer), 7316 nucleotides. RefSeq names its product eIF-2-alpha kinase GCN2 (gene Gcn2). The transcript is spliced from 41 exons. Gene Ontology annotation, biological process: protein phosphorylation. Lineage: Eukaryota; Metazoa; Arthropoda; Insecta; Coleoptera; Buprestidae. Gene Ontology annotation, molecular function: protein binding; ATP binding; eukaryotic translation initiation factor 2alpha kinase activity. Gene Ontology annotation, cellular component: cytosol. Bases 190 to 7122 code for a protein of 2310 amino acids. The record is from RefSeq and is a predicted model, not a curated record.